AGAGGGAGAGAGAGAUAGGGACACGCAAACUUCAGGCACAAGAGCCCUCCCCUUAAGUUUUCUCCUAGCUACCAGUUUGUUGCUUACCUUGAAAGGAUCACAAUCCUAUUUGCAUCAAAGAAGAACAUCAGAAGAACCAAUCAAGCUUUGGACCCAGAAUUGAUCAUCUCCUCUCCUUUCCCCAGAAUUGAUCAAGCAAUGGCGCAAUGCGGCGGCGGCGGCGACCUUUCGCGCCACCGGAAGGGUCAUCUCGAGACCGUCGAGAGCCUCUGCCAGGGGCUACUCGACGACGUGAUGCUCGACGAUGAUAAGUGCCGAGCCAUGUUCGGCUACCUCCAGGAGUGGCAGGACCUUGGCAGCAUGUGCUACGGGAGCUUAGGCGAGCCGCCGCUGCCGCAGGCCAGCAACGGCAGCGGCGGCUUCAGGAAGAGGAGACCGGAAGCUUGCCUAGACGCAAAGGCUGAGAGCGACAGCGUCUGCAAGAGGCAGAGAGGGAAGCAGCAGCAGCAGCAGCCGUGUCAUCCCGAUCAGGUGGCGGUGGCAGGGAAAGGGAGGCUGGAGAGGGCGCGGGCAGGAGCCAAGAAGAAGGUGGAGGUGGCGUCGCCCAAGGAUUCCCCGGCGACCUCGGCGUCGACGGUGACCGCCGGCCAGAAGACCGACUACAUCCACGUCAGAGCCCGCCGUGGACAGGCCACGGACAGCCACAGCCUCGCCGAACGGGUGAGGAGGGAGAGGAUCAGCGAGAGGAUGAGGUACCUGCAGGAGCUGGUGCCUGGGUGCAACAAGGUCACCGGCAAGGCCGGCAUGCUCGACGAGAUCAUCAACUACGUGCAGUCCCUGCAGAAGCAAGUCGAGUUUUUGUCCAUGAAGAUCGCGGCCUCAAACCCGGUGGUGAACUUCAACAUCGUCGAGGACCUCUUCGGCCGGCAGCUCAGCCAGGCGGCGUGCAACCCUGCGGCUCUGCCGGCCAUGACGCUGCCGAUCGAGCAGGUCGAGCCGUCCUGCCUUCAGAUGGGCCCCUUGCAGCAGAUGCAAACGUCUGCUGGAUCCUCUAGCUUUGGACUGAAUAUGGUCGUCAGCAACCCGUACUCGCCGGCACCAGGCGGCCAGAUAUCGGCUUCUGCGGCGAUGUCGGUGCCGGCAGGCGCAUCGGUGGAGCCAUGCAUCAACGUGAAUGGAGCUGCAGGUUGGGACAUUGGCGCACACAAUUUGUUCAGUGGGUUUGAUGCACCGUUUCAGUCAGUACAAAGUGAUUGUUUGCUAGACAACCUCAAAAUGGAAAUGUAAGAAGGAAUGAAGGAGAAGUCCACAUUCCAGGAGUUUUAACCACAUCAAUAUUUGUGGCUGAAGAUUCUUUAUUCAUAGAAACUGUACUAAUGUCAGCAAUGGCAAUACAAGUACAUUUGUGUGUUUA
Oryza brachyantha (malo sina) is the source of this 1414-nucleotide messenger RNA. RefSeq names its product transcription factor bHLH63-like. The coding region runs from base 199 to 1287 and encodes 362 amino acids. The record is from RefSeq and is a predicted model, not a curated record. Gene Ontology annotation, cellular component: nucleus. The transcript is spliced from 6 exons. Gene Ontology annotation, biological process: regulation of DNA-templated transcription. Gene Ontology annotation, molecular function: protein dimerization activity; DNA-binding transcription factor activity. NCBI's taxonomy places the organism in Eukaryota, Viridiplantae, Streptophyta, Magnoliopsida, Poales, Poaceae.